This is a messenger RNA of Orycteropus afer afer, 222 nucleotides long. Lineage: Eukaryota; Metazoa; Chordata; Mammalia; Tubulidentata; Orycteropodidae. The record is from RefSeq and is a predicted model, not a curated record.
AUGAAUUUCCUCAUGCUGGCCUUCACUGUCUGUGGGUCUCUAACUCCGGUAAUCAAAGCUGGCUGGGAAAUCCAAAGAUGCUGGAAGGAUGAUAUAGGACACUGCAGAAAACGAUGUUUCCGAGAUGAAAGAUACAAACUUCUUUGUAACAACAAGCAAACAUGCUGCAUUCCCAAGGCAGCAUAUGUGUUCACUCCAAAGCCACCACAACCACAAGGUUGA